GAGCCUGUCAAGGUCGCGCACUCGUUGGUUGCUUAAUGAUCAGGUUUAGUCCCCUGUUGUGGAGUUCUAAGAAUCUCAAAUCGUUUCUUCCAUGGAGGUCAAGUAAACUGAUACAUACAUCCUAUCGGUUACGAUUCCCAUCAUACUUCCGAGCUCAGGAGAAAAAUUCACCCGAUAAAACACGUACAGACGAGAGUGAAAAAAGUCAAGUACCUACUCACCCUAAAUUUGAAUUCCGAUUUUCUUUCGGUCAAAACAAAUUACCUGAUCCACCUGGAGGAUGGUCCAUAGCUUCUUGGGUUUUACUUGGUGCUGUUGGCUUAGCCUGGAUUGUUUACUACAAUAUGUCAAUGUACCAUAAGGUUGAUUGGAAGGAGUUCGUAGACAACUUGUUGCAAAAGGGUGUUAUUCAUCAUCUGGAAGUUGUGAACAAAUCUUGGGUAAAAGUUCAUCUCCAACCAGGUACCAGUUUCGAAUCAUAUGGGUCCAGCAGUCUUGGAAAGAAAACCUUCUGGUUUGAAAUUGGUUCAGUUGACUCUUUCGAGCGAAGUCUACGUGAUAUGGAAGCACACAUGGGCGUGGAUCCUAUGCAUAGAACAUUUAUAACAUACAGUACUCGCUUGAAACUAUCAGACUUUUUGUAUGGAUUAAUUUACUUUAUUAUGGUCUCAUUGACUGUUUAUUCUCUACGCACAUUAACUGGCGGUGGCGUACGUAAAGGUCCUCCUGGUACUGGAAAGACGCUUUUAGCUAAAGCAACCGCAGGAGAAGCAAAUGUUCCAUUCUUAUCUAUAUCUGGUAGUGAAUUUCUGGAGAUGUUUGUUGGUGUUGGACCUAAAAGAGUACGUGAUAUGUUCACUUCUGCUCGUGAAAAGGCUCCAUGUAUACUUUUUAUUGAUGAAAUAGAUGCCAUCGGUGGAAAACGUUCUGGAUCAACAUACGGUCAUCAAGAAAGGGAAAAUACCCUAAAUCAGUUACUAGUGGAAAUGGAUGGGUUUACUACUCAAGAGAAUGUAGUCGUUCUAGCUGCUACCAAUCGGAUUGACAUUCUAGAUCCAGCCCUUUUGAGACCAGGACGCUUUGAUCGUCAAAUCUAUGUAUCCUUGCCGGACAUCAAAGGUCGUUCAUCGAUAUUUAAGGUACACUUAAAACCAAUCAAAUUAGCAGAUGAUAUACAACUUGUGGCUCGUAAGAUGGCCACACGUACUCCUGGAUUUUCUGGUGCAGAUAUUGCUAGUGUAUGUAAUGAAGCAGCUUUAAUUGCAGCGCGUGAAAGUGCUCACAAUGUUAAUUUGAUGCAUUUUGAUAAGGCAAUUGAUCGUGUAAUCGCUGGCUUGGAAAAGAAAAGUCAGGUUUUACAACCUGAUGAAAAAAAGACAGUUGCCUAUCAUGAAGCUGGGCAUGCAGUUGUUGGUUGGUUCCUAGAGCACUGUAAUCCACUGCUGAAAGUUUCAAUUAUCCCCCGUGGAAAAGCUCUCGGUUAUGCACAGUAUCAAUCCAGAGAUAUAUACUUGCAUACUAAGGAGCAAAUGUUGGAUGAAAUGUGUCUAGCACUAGGUGGUCGAGCAAGUGAAGAAGUAUUUUUUGGAAAAGUUGGAAGUGGUGCAGUAGAUGACUUACAACGUGUCACUCGAUCAGCUUAUUCACAGGUUGUCCAAUUAGGAUUUAGCACCAAGGUUGGCUUAUUGAGCUUUAAUUUACCACAACAAGGAGAUAUGGUUCUUACUAAACCAUAUUCUGAACACACUGCUCAGAUAAUUGAUGAGGAGGUUAGACAACUUGUGCAAUCUGCCUACGAACGAACACUAGGCAUUCUGAAAGAAAAACGAGAACUUGUUGAACAGUUAGCUUUACGUUUAUUAGAAAAAGAGCAGUUACAGAAAGAAGACCUAGUUGAAGUAUUAGGUCCCAGACCAUUUGCUGAGAAGAACACGUAUGAAGAGCUUGUCGGUCCCGGCCCACUGGAUGAAGAUAUAUCAUUACCUCCUGGCCUCAAAGACUGGAAUAAAGAAUCGGAAACCGAAGCCAAGCCUUCAUAGAAUUUCAUAGUCUAGGUUGUAUACUUGUCCUAAUAGUCUAACUUUGACAUGAGUCUUUGCAAUUAAAAUUUCGAAAGAUAAUGUAUAAAAUAAGCUUUUUCAUUCCUA
This is a messenger RNA of Heterobilharzia americana, 2147 nucleotides long. Lineage: Eukaryota; Metazoa; Platyhelminthes; Trematoda; Strigeidida; Schistosomatidae. The record is from the annotation of a GenBank genome assembly.